This is a messenger RNA of Vicia villosa (hairy vetch), 643 nucleotides long. RefSeq lists its product as uncharacterized. Lineage: Eukaryota; Viridiplantae; Streptophyta; Magnoliopsida; Fabales; Fabaceae. The record is from RefSeq and is a predicted model, not a curated record. Bases 26 to 562 code for a protein of 178 amino acids. The transcript has 3 exons.
AAGCUAUAUUGGUACACUUGUUCGUAUGCAUAUUCCGGUCUCCAUAGCUAAAUGGAAUCUGAAAAGCGAAAAGUUGGAUGCGAAAAAAAAAGCGAUUUGGGACGAGCUUCAGAGGACUUUUGAGAUACCAGAUGAUCGUAGACGCUACAUACUUAGUUUGGCCGGAAAAAGAUAUAGAGGGUGGAAAGCUUUUUUGACAAACACCUAUCUUAAGGAUAAAGAUGGAAACUUUCUUGAAGAGGCACCGGGACGGCCAAAAAAGUAUGAGAUCUUCAUUGAUGAAAAAGAUUGGGCUGAGUUUGUAAAGCAAAGAGAUGAAGAUUUUCGGAAAAGGAGUGCCACGAAUAGUGCGAGAGCAUCCAAACCCGCGUAUCCAUACAAAAAAGGGCGUUUGGGAUAUGCACGCUUAGAGGAUAAAAUUUUAGAGGAGACUAAAAGUGAGGAAACGUCACUUCCUGUACAUGUGUUGUGGAAGGAAGCUCGUGUGGGCAAGAAUCAAGCUGUCGAUCCCGAUGUUCAGAGAGUUUAUACUGAAUGUGUAAGUAUAAUGCUGUGUCUUUAAUUAAAUCAAAUGUUUUUUAAUAUAUAAAUGAUUUUUUAUCUCCACUAAUAAUUAUUGAAAUGUAAAUGAAUUACAGGAGAC